Molecule: messenger RNA, 999 nt
Organism: Venturia canescens
Lineage: Eukaryota; Metazoa; Arthropoda; Insecta; Hymenoptera; Ichneumonidae
Product: farnesol dehydrogenase
Exons: 5
Coding region: 45-806 (253 amino acids)
Molecular function (GO): oxidoreductase activity
Source: RefSeq, a predicted model, not a curated record
AUCCAAUUACAUUGCCGAAGCUUGAUGAACAACGCAGUCGCUCGAUGGGCGAGUUGGCGAACGGUAUGGAACGUUGGGCCGGUAAAGUUGCUGUGGUUACAGGAGCCAGCGCCGGAAUCGGAGCUUCAAUAGUCAGAGAACUGGUCCAAAAUGGUCUUGUGGUGGCUGGUCUUGCAAGAAGAGUCAAUAAAAUCGAAGAGCUAGCGGAGAGCUUGGAUGGGUCAUCCGGAAAAGUGUAUGCUGUUGAGUGUGACGUUUCUCAGGAAAAUUCGGUCCUUGCUGCCUUCGCUUGGAUUCGAGAGAAUCUUGGAAGCGUGGAUAUUCUCAUAAACAAUGCGGGAAUUACGAAAGACAGCAGCCUGACUGACGGAACUCUUGAGGAUUGGCGAUCGGUGUUUGACGUAAAUGUUCUUGGGUUGUGCCUGUGUACCAGAGAAGCUGUUCGCAUGAUGAAGGAAGCCGAACGAGAAGCUAUUGUCAUCCACAUAAGCAGUUUGGCCGGUGAAAAAAUUCCUGCGGUUCCAGGAUUCAACGUUUACCCUGCAUCGAAAAGAGCCGUGACUGGACUCGCACAAACACUUCGUCAUGAACUCAUGGGAACGCAAAUUCGUGUCACAAGCAUUAGUCCAGGCCUUGUGGAGACUGAGCUGAUGGCGACGAAUUCGAUGUUUUCCAAAGAGAUUCUCACCUCGCUGCCAAUUUUACAACCUGAAGACAUCGCUGCUGCUGUCGUUUACACUCUUUCGACUCCAGCUCACGUUCAAGUUCAAGACAUCAUUCUUCGGCCAGUCGGGGAGAAUUGGUGAACCCUUCAACUUCGGUGUGAUUUUACGAAAAAAUAUUUUCUGAUCAAACAAUAUUAUUGCUAACAUAAGAAGCUUUUAAUGACCUGUACUCGAGCUUUUGAGCUUAUUGUGAAUAGUGUUUUGAAAUCAUCUCUAAAAAUACUUACAAAUUAUACUGAGAGAACUUAAUAAAGUGAAUAUUUUGGCAACCGUU